GAGGGCCCGGGGUAUGUUUUGAGGAGUUGGUGGUGGGCGAAAUAGUAUCUAAUUUAAUUUGGAUGGGUGGGGGAAUUCCCGAUCCUGCUUUGGACCAUGACAUGAACUGUGAGAGCGGGACCCUGAAGCUCAAGAGUCAGAUCACCUGAAAGGCCUCCUGGCCAACAUGGCAUCUGAAGAAGCCUCCCUCCGGGCAUUGGAAAGUUUAAUGACAGAGUUUUUCCAUGAUUGCACAACCAAUGAACGAAAACGUGAAAUAGAGGAGCUUCUGAAUAAUUUUGCUCAACAGAUUGGAGCCUGGAGAUUCUGCCUCUAUUUUCUCUCUAGCACACGGAAUGACUAUGUAAUGAUGUAUAGUUUAACGGUUUUUGAGAAUCUGAUCAAUAAAAUGUGGCUGGGAGUCCCAUCCCAGGAUAAGAUGGAAAUCCGAAGCUGCCUGCCCAAGCUCCUUCUAGCUCACCACAAAACCUUACCUUAUUUUAUCCGAAACAAACUCUGCAAAGUUAUUGUUGAUAUUGGCCGCCAAGAUUGGCCUAUGUUCUACCAUGACUUUUUUACAAACAUUUUACAGUUGAUUCAGUCCCCUUUGACCACUCCCCUUGGACUGAUCAUGUUGAAAACUACUUCAGAAGAAUUGGCCUGCCCCCGGGAAGACCUCAGUGUGGCUCGAAAAGAGGAAUUGAGAAAGCUGCUAUUGGACCAGGUACAAACUGUACUUGGAUUACUUACAGGUAUUUUGGAGACCAUUUGGGACAAACACAGUGUUACUGCUGCCACUCCACCACCAUCCCCAACUUCAGGAGAAAGUGGUGACCUACUAAGUAACCUGUUGCAGAGUCCUAGUGCAGCCAAACUGUUAAACCAGCCAAUCCCUAUCCUUGAUUCAGAGAGUGAGUAUAUCUGUUCCCUGGCUUUGGAGUGCCUGGCCCAUCUCUUCAGCUGGAUUCCUCUGUCUACCAGCAUCACCCCAUCCCUCCUUACCACGAUAUUCCACUUUGCUCGAUUUGGCUGUGACAUUCGGGCCAGAAAGAUGGCAUCAGUCAAUGGCAGCAAUCAGAACUGUGUCCUUGGUCAAGAACGUGGCAGGCUUGGAGUUCUGGCCAUGUCUUGCAUCAAUGAACUCAUGUCUAAGAACUGUGUGCCUAUGGAAUUUGAAGAGUAUUUACUGCGAAUGUUCCAGCAGACUUUUUACCUUCUGCAGAAAAUCACCAAGGAUAAUAAUUCUCACACAGUGAAGAGCAGACUAGAAGAAUUAGAUGAAAGCUACAUCGAGAAGUUUACUGACUUUCUUCGUCUCUUUGUGAGUGUCCAUUUGAGGAGGAUAGAAUCCUACUCUCAAUUCCCAGUGGUAGAGUUUUUGACGCUGUUAUUCAAGUACACAUUUCAUCAGCCUACCCAUGAAGGUUACUUCUCUUGUUUGGAUAUCUGGACCCUUUUUUUGGACUACCUGACUAGUAAAAUUAAAAGUCGUUUGGCAGAUAAGGAAGCUGUACUUAGCAGGUACAAAGAUGCCCUGGUCCUCUUGCUUACUGAGGUAUUGAAUCGAAUACAAUUCAGGUACAACCAGGCACAAUUGGAGGAAUUGGAUGAUGAAACCCUUGAUGAUGAUCAACAAACAGAGUGGCAGCGGUACUUACGCCAGAGCUUGGAAGUUGUGGCCAAAGUCAUGGAGCUCCUUCCCAGUCAUGCGUUCUCUACACUGUUUCCAGUUCUUCAGGACAAUUUAGAAGUUUAUCUGGGGUUACAGCAGUUUGUAGUUACUUCAGGGUCAGGUCACAGGUUGAACAUCACAGCAGAGAAUGAUUGCCGACGGUUACACUGUUCUCUCAGAGACUUGAGCUCUCUCCUCCAGGCUGUUGGCCGAUUAGCUGAAUAUUUUAUUGGAGAUAUGUUUGCUGCCAGAUUCAACGAUGCACUUACGGUUGUGGAGAGAUUGGUUAAAGUAACUUUAUAUGGAUCCCAGAUAAAAUUGUACAACAUUGAAACUGCUGUGCCAUCAGUAUUGAAACCUGACCUCAUUGAUGUUCAUGCUCAGUCCCUGGCAGCGCUCCAGGCUUACUCUCAUUGGUUAGCACAAUUUUAUAGUGAAGCUCAUCGACAGAACCCACAGCAGUUCAUCUCGCUGGUCUCCACUGCCAUGGAAGCAGUCACACCUCUUAUUAGUUCCAAGGUACAGGAGAAAUUACUCUUGUCUGCGUGCCAUUUACUGGUCUCUUUAGCCACUACAGUGCGGCCAGUCUUUCUCAUCAGCAUCCCAGCAGUUCAGAAAGUAUUCAACAGAAUCACAGAUACUUCUGCCCAGCCACUUGUGGAUAAGGCCCAGGUGUUGGUAUGCCGAGCCCUCUCCAAUGUACUACUGCUUCCUUGGCCAAACCUCCCAGAAAGUGAGCAGCAGUGGGCAGUGCGUUCAACAAACCAUGCCAGCCUCAUUUCAGCUCUGACCCGAGACUAUCGCCACCUGAAAUCCAGUGCCAUUGUCCCACAGAGGAAGAUGCAGUUGGAAGAUACUAAAGUGAUUAUCCAUCAGACACUUAGUGUCUUAGAAGAUAUCGUGGAAAGUAUCUCUGGGGAAGCUACAAAGUCUCGACAGAUUUGCUAUCAGUCGCUACAAGAAUCUGUUCAGGUCUCAUUGGCCCUUUUUCCAGCUUUUAUUCAUCAGUCAGAUGUGACUGAUGAGAUGCUGAGUUUCUUCCUUACCCUGUUUCAAGGCCUUAGAGUACAGAUGGGUGUGCCUUUUACAGAACAGAUCAUACAGACCUUUUUAAACAUGUUUACCAGAGAACAGUUAGCUGAAAGCAUUCUCCAUGAAGGGAGUACUGGCUGUCGGGUGGUUGAGAAAUUUCUUAAGAUCCUCCAGGUGGUAGUUCAAGAACCUGGCCAAGUGUUCAAGCCUUUCCUUCCAAGCAUCAUUUCACUAUGCAUGGAGCAGGUUUGCCCCAUUAUAGCUGAGCGUCCUUCUCCUGAUGUGAAAGCUGAAUUGUUUGAACUACUCUUCCGGAUUCUCCAUCACAACUGGAGGUAUUUCUUCAAGUCUAGUGUCUUGGCUAGUGUCCAUAGAGGAGUUACAGAAGAGCAGAUGGAAAAUGAAGUACAAUUCAGUGCCAUCAUGCAGGCUUUUGGACAAUCUUUUCUCCAGCCUGAUAUCCAUUUAUUUAAACAAAAUCUCUGUUACUUGGAGACUCUGAACACCAAGCAGAAGUUGUAUCAUAAAAAGAUCUUUCGGACCACCAUGCUGUUUCAGUUUGUGAAUGUGCUGCUUCAAGUCCUGGUCCACAAGUCACAUGACCUGCUACAAGAAGAGAUAGGGAUUGCCAUUUACAACAUGGCUUCAGUUGACUUUGACAGCUUCUAUGCGGCCUUCCUCCCAGAGUUUCUGGCUAGCUGUGAUGGUGUGGAUUCCAACCAGAAAAAUGUUCUGGGGAGGAAUUUCAAAAUGGAUCGGCCAUGCAGGUCAGAGAAGUAUUUGUCUGCCUCCUUUGCCAUUUGCCUGACUGUUUCUGAACUGGAGCCAUUGAAGAAAGAAGAGGAGGUCCAGGCAGGUGUCUUGUGCAGUUCCUUUAGUCCUUUCAUUGUGACAGUAGCCAAAGGAAAGUCAGAGGUGGAAACAGAUUGCAGUCUCUGUUUGUUAGCAGCACAGGCUACAUGUCAUGCUAACUGGGCCUUGGGCUGAUGGACACACCAGCUAAUUUCCCGCAUUGUUAUCCUAACUUCCAGCUUGUCGUCCUUGGCAAGACUGAGUUUUAGUUGUCUGGUCAUAAUUAUUGACCUCUUGUGGGAAAGCCAUUGUUGCUUUAUUGCAGUCUGUUUUUUAUCUCUCUUUCCCUAAGUAACAAAGAAAUAGAACUUCCUUUUUUCUUCUUAAUGUCUGAUAGAUAUUGAAGAAUACAUAUCCGUAGUACAUAAUAAAUUACAGUGACCUCCUCCCAUUCUUUUUCUCCUUUGACUUUCUUUAUUCCCAUAGCCUUUUGUGGUUUCUUUGAGUUCUCUGUUUUUUUUUGCUUACCCUCGGCUCUUAACCUUGAGGUUUUUCCUGUAUCUUUUAGUUGUUUCUUCUCUUUUUCCUUGAGUUUUGUAUGUGUUUUCAGUUUUUUCUUUUUCUCUUAGAUACUCUGAUCUUUAUCAUAGAGAACAUGUGAUUCAUUCUGUUCUUACUGAGGCUUUGAAAUUUACUGUCAUUAAUUUUCAGUAUUCUCAUUUUCUACCUUUUUUUUUUUUUUUUUUUGAUGUGGUGAUUGUUAGAGAUGUCUCAGAUAGGAAUAUAAGACUUAGAAAAAAAGAUUGCAAAGAGGUUUCUGUCUCAUUUGGGCAUAUGUUGGAGUCAGUAUAUGUCCUUGGAAUAUUUGAUGACAAAAUCAAUCAUCAAAAUGGGUUCUUAUCUUAAUGGGCCCUAGGAAAUAGCCCAAUGAUACUUUGCCACAAAUAACAUAAAGCUUCUCUAGUUACUGAAAAAACUUGUAAGUAAAUUUUGACCUUUGACUCUUCUUUCUUACUUUCCAAUCAAUUUUUGAUGUCUCAAAAUGGUCAUCAACCUUUUGAGCUCAUUAAAUCAGUGAAAAGAUGCUUGAUAGCCACUUGUGAAUGUUAGUCCACUCAGGAGAUGGUGUGGCUAUUAUUUUUGAGGAACAGCCAGUUUCCUUAUUCAGAUUCCUUUGGACUAUAUGUCAUAUAUCUCUUAAUAGACAUGUGGUAAAGGGAUCAUAUCUUUAGUAUACAGGAUCUAGCAACUUUAUAUUUUGCUAGAACUUCUUCUUAUAUAUCCUUCAAUACUUCUGUUGAGAAUUCUAUUGAGAAUUUUUCUUUAUGAUGCAAAGCCCAGUGCACCAUGCCUGUUUCCUUUGGUUAUCCUCUCUAUGGCUACUAAAGAUCACAGAUUUAGAGUUGGAAAAAGACCCAAGAGCAUCUAAUGGAAAAAGACCCAAGAGCAUCUAAUCUGCAAAUCAUCAUUUCACAGAUGAGAAAACUAAGGCUCAGAGAAGUUAGUAAGUGACUUACACCAGAUCAUACAGAUGGUAUGUAGCGGAACUGGGAUUCCUCUUAACUCCAGAUGCUGCUUUUUGUACCACUUCAUUUGUCCUACUGGCAAUUUCCAGGUGUUCAGAGAAAGCCUCAGAGGAGAAGGAAUUAGCAGUGAUAAUGAUUGACAAUUGAACUUUUCCUUAGAAAUUUUCACCCAUUUCCUUUAGUGGGGAUUUAAAUCUCCCUAUAAGUCAGGUAGUAUGGUAGUAAUUCUUUGCUUGUGAGAAGAAACUGGAGUUGUUAAGGGAAAAUAAGGGGAAGAAUCAGGGUGGAGUGUUGCCGGAUAUAUUUGUUGAAUUUAUGAUGCUGUGAUUUGCUGAAACCCCUGUAGUUUGCCUUUACAAAGUCCAAAUUACAUCAACUAUUGAUGCUCACUUUCCAAUGCUAUUUUCUUUCUUUUUUCUUUUUUAAAUUCCAUAAAUUUCCAAAUCCUUUCUUGUGAGGAUUGGUUCCUUGAGCUUUAACACUUAAGUAUAGUUUCUAACUGUGUUCUCUACCCAGUAGAAAUGUUGUAGAAGUAAUUUGCAUGGGGUGGAAAGGUCACACUAGAUAACCUUUCAACUUUACUUGUAUGACUCUUGUGUGUUAAGUUUUGUGCUCACACGCAUGCAUGCGUGUGUGCCUGCAUCUGUGUGUAUUUAAUUUUUUGGUUGUCCUAGUUUUUGUUUUUCUAUCUAUAUUGAUCAAAUUGACUUUUAAAAAGCUUUGUCUAUUAUCUCAGAAAGGAGUUGCUCAUAUUAGCUCUUUGGGAGAAACUAUUUAGGGGCAAGAAUUAUGCAGGGGCUUGACUUUUAGUGAGGGGGGAUACUAAAUAGGUGGAAAGAAAGAUUUCUUCUUUAGGAAGUUUUUUUUUUUUUUUUUUCUCUCUGUGUAUGGUAUUUUUGUGUAACUGGUUUCUUUUGUAAUGACAAACUGAAAUUGUUAAAAUUCCAAACUGAUGUCCCAUUUCAUCUGAAGAGGCCUUCCAUUUUUUCAACUCAUUUUUCUUAUGUAAUGAGCUUGUGUUUGGAGAGGAAACUUAUACUGAUCUGACCAAGAAUUAUAGAUUAAAUUUCAGAUUUAAUAUAUGUUGCAUUUAGAAGACUUAAGAUAAUUCAUUUUUCAUAGAAGGUGGACUGAGAACUGUAGACAAAGCUUUUAAUCCCUCUUGAUCCUACAUGGUUUAACAGAUCUGGACCAUCCUAAGACCACACAGAGAAUGCAGUGUGGGGGUAGGGAGAUUGACAAAGGGAGGGAAUCCUCACUCUAUAAAUCACAUUCUUUUUUGAGUCAAUGGGGUUUAUUUCUACAGGCCUGUCAGUUGCUUCAGCUAUAUCUUUCUAUC
Molecule: messenger RNA, 6340 nt
Organism: Antechinus flavipes (yellow-footed antechinus)
Lineage: Eukaryota; Metazoa; Chordata; Mammalia; Dasyuromorphia; Dasyuridae
Gene: XPO6
Product: exportin 6
Exons: 24
Coding region: 167-3670 (1167 amino acids)
Biological process (GO): protein export from nucleus
Molecular function (GO): small GTPase binding; nuclear export signal receptor activity
Source: RefSeq, a predicted model, not a curated record